UGUUUUGCUGUAAAUGUACACACGUAAUUUAUUUGACGUAGUUUCAUUUGGAUUUAAGAUCAAUAACUGAGUUCUCCCUCUCACGAAUUUCCCAACAUGGCCACUCAUCCUUCACAACUUGCAGUCGACAUGGAACUAAAAAAGGCUUUUCAAGAGAUGCAAUCAAAGAUGAUUGCAACAACACAGCAACUGAAGAUAUCAGAUGCCCAGAUUGAGACACUGAAGAGGACCAUGGCACACUCAAAACUGGUGGACUCAGAGAUCUCACAGCUCCCUGGGGGAAUUAGAGUGUAUGAGGGGGUGGGGAGGAUGUUUCUUCUUCAACCAUUGGAUGUUGUACGGUCAAAUCUUACAAAGAAAAUCAAAGCAUCUGAUGAGAAAAUUAAAACAAUAGAAAUUAACAAAGGCUAUCUGGAUAAAAGCCUGAAGGAAAGUGAAGACAGCUUGAGAGAGCUGGUGUUAUCAAAACAGCAAGGGAAAUAACUCCUACUGUCUUAAUGCAACAAAGACUGUUCACCCUCUUAUGAAACCAUCAUGUCUCUUGUGUUGUUCAUUGUGUUUUUUGUACCUCAUUUAUCUAUACAUAAUAUUAAAAAUAAAACAUAGCUCAUCGC
Haliotis rubra (blacklip abalone) is the source of this 614-nucleotide messenger RNA. RefSeq names its product prefoldin subunit 1-like. Lineage: Eukaryota; Metazoa; Mollusca; Gastropoda; Lepetellida; Haliotidae. The transcript is spliced from 4 exons. Gene Ontology annotation, biological process: protein folding. Bases 97 to 483 code for a protein of 128 amino acids. The record is from RefSeq and is a predicted model, not a curated record. Gene Ontology annotation, cellular component: cytoplasm; prefoldin complex. Gene Ontology annotation, molecular function: protein folding chaperone.